Messenger RNA from Paramuricea clavata, 4034 nucleotides. The record is from the annotation of a GenBank genome assembly. Lineage: Eukaryota; Metazoa; Cnidaria; Anthozoa; Malacalcyonacea; Plexauridae.
AUAAUCGCGAUGCUGAGUAUGUUGUUGAUAAUCGCCUCAGUGAUAACCUCAUGUUUAGAAACAAUGGAAUAUUUCUCGGAAUCGCAAUCUACUCAACAUCAAGUCAUUCACAUAUUGGAAAUAAUCUGUGUGAUAUGGUUUACAGCUGAAAUCUUAAUUCGCUUUACUGUUUGCCCAAAUAAACGAAAAUUCAUCAAACAAAUCAUGAACUGGCUAGAUUUCGCUGCAAUUAUCCCGUUCUAUCUUCAACUAUUCCUUACAAACACAGAAAUGAAUUCUAUAGUGGCUCUGCGGAUAAUCCGUUUGAUUCGUGUAUUCAGGGUAUUUAAAUUAUCGCGGCACUCAUACAGCCUUCAGAUCCUCGGCCAUACUUUAAGAUCGAGCUUAAGCGAGUUGUUUCUGCUUGGAUUUUUUCUCAGUAUUGGCGUGGUUGUGUUUUCAACGCUGAUGUUUUAUGCCGAACACGAGUCCGGGGCCAAAAAGUUUUCAUCUAUCCCAGCAGGUUUUUGGUGGGCAGUGGUUACUAUGACAACGCUAGGUUAUGGCGACAUCGUUCCGGAGACAUUACCCGGCAAGCUAGUUGGUACAGCAUGUGCGAUAUGUGGCGUUCUAACUAUUGCUCUACCUAUACCUGUCAUUGUGAGUAAUUUCUCGCUAUACUACUCCCACGCUAAAGCGAAGCAAAAGGCGUCUCAACGGAAACGGCCGCUAGUCAUCGGAGCUGCAAACGCGUUGAAAGUUAUCGACCCGUUUGUCGGAUCUAGGACUACAAAUCUCAGACUUAGUGGAAUGUCAGAAAACGCGAGUUACAUGAGCCCAAGUUCCCGAGUUAGAACCUGGCCGAAGAUUGCUUUAGAUAUGGCUGGCAGUUCAUUUGACAGCAGCGAGCCACCUGGAAGUCCGAACAGAAGACGCUUGUCUAGGUUGCCUGAUAAGUUUUGGCAAUUCGACCAGGCAAGAAAUUUUGACAACAACAUGAAGCAAUGCAUUUCAUCGAAAUACAUCAAUGAAACUUCUGCACAGAUUUCCGAAGAUUACUGCAGAGGUUCUGAAGAUUUCACGAUCAUUGUCCCAGAACGACCACACGAUAUGUCGACGAUGUCAUCGGAAAUUAGGAACCGUCUGUCCAUUACCUCAUAUACACAAGACGAACCUUGCCAGGACUUGGCGAAAUGUUUCGAUCCAAGCGAAACGAAGAAGUGCAAUGGAGCUUACGAGAAUGAAGCCAUAGAGCAAAACAGCGAAAACGAAAAUACACCGAGAACUGUACCGAUGACGUUUCAAUUCGAAGAUGGAGAGUUGGAUAGUGAUGAAGACAGUGUACCCCAAGGCGAGCAAUAUUAUCGAAAUCAGAGCACUUUACCCAAGAUUGAAAUUAUAUGCAACUCAUCUGCUUCUCAGAUGAGCGGAUCAAAUAAUGAAGAUGAAACAAGUGAUCGGAAAUCAAGUAGGAAGACAAAAAAGAAAUUAAAAAGGUCUCAUUUUGCAGUGGAGAAGGCCAUAAGUUCUCCAGCAUUGAGUGGUCAAGGCUUUUCAGGUAAAAAUCUUCCUGGUCGGAUGGGAAGACGAGGUAGCGUGUUUGUUGUCGGGUUUCUAGGAAAAAGAUGGCAAGCUAAGGCGGCAAAGAGUCGCAAGAAUCGUAGUAAAUCAAAACGUACCAGCGGCGAACUCUCGCCAAAUAAAAGCCAUUUAGAAUUGCUUCAGGUUUCGCCGACUAUAUCAUCUCGAGGAAGCUCACCAAAUGAUGAAUCAUGCAGAACAAGUAUCACUAGCUUCAACACACCAAACUCAAGUGUUAGUUCCACGUCAAUGGUAUUCCGUUUUCCAGGAAAUCAAGCCUCGCCCGAACCCAGUUCCUUCAGGCGUUCAAGUUGUCCUACUUUACCAACAUUAAACAUUUCUGAGGACAAAAUGGACCUUAAUCUCGCCACGAAUGGGUGCACAGGACAUAACGAAGACGAAAAUUCUGCAAAAUAUUGUGAUACUAACGACAUUGUCCUGGUAAGUGGCUCGUUGGAUGAAACUAGAUCGAACGACACAAUACCUAGUGAAGACAGACUUGAUACAAACCAGCCCGAGCUUGAUACGAAGGAUAGCGAUGUUCUUCCGAAGCAUAACCGAGUGGAUACGAAUCAUUGCGAAGUUAAUGCGAAACAUAACGAAUUCGAAACGAAGGGUAACAAAUUUCAAACGAAGCACGAUGUUGAUUUCAAGCGUAACAGAGUUGACACGAACCAUCACGAAGCUGAUGCGAAAAAACUCGAGGGAGAGAAAGGAUCGCCUGAAAUGAAUGAGGAAGUUGGUAAUAUUUGUAAAGAGAAGGCCAAAGUUGAUAUCAACUGUUCUGAACUGAACAGGGAAUUAUCAAACGAAGGGACAAGAAUUGAUUCUAAAGGAAAUAAAAGUGACAUGAUGUUAAAGCAAGAAAAAUUAGUAGGCAACCAGCGUUCAUUCUUAUCUAAUGAAAGCGAUUCCAGUCUUAGAGCGGAAUUCGAUCGGACGGUUCAACGUUCUUCGUCUCCACUAAUGCGACAGAAAGCGUUCAUGUUAUGUCAAGAAAGAGAAAAUAAAAGCCUGGAAAAUAAUGACGAAAUGCAAGGUCCCAGUUUGCAAAAUUGUUUCACAAUUGAUCAUGCAGGGAAGACAUUUGACUACCACGGAAAAAGCGGAAAACCUAGCGAGAGCGAAACUGGUGGUUUAGAUUCGGUAAAGACCAAACGUAGCACAAUUACCCUGGUGGAAAUAGGUAAAAAUCAACCAUCAAAUAGUCAAUUUUCGUCGCCCGACAGCCUAAAAACACUCACGAUAGAGAAUACCAAAGAAGGAGGGACUAAAAAUAUUCCAAGCAGCAUCAUUCAGAAAACGUCUGAUGACGAAUAUAAUUUGACUAAAGGUAGUUCAGACAAUAACGGGAACUUGAUUGAUACAGAAACAACGUUUAAGUCAAAGCAAGAUGUGCAAAUGAAGGAGAUCAUCAGCGAAACAAUUCAAGACGAACCUAAAACUAAAUCAGUCGCAGACAAUCAGGUUAUUAUAAUAAAUGAGGAUAGCGGGAAAGAUCUAACGGGAAGAACUAUUGAGUUAGUAAAUAAGACUGGAAAGCCUUUAAAUCCGCAUUUUACCAACAAAGAAAUUGAAAGCUCUCAAAAUUUUCAAGCAACUGAAUAUGCUUCAGACAACGAAAAUACUGGCGGUAGAAAUAACGAGGUGUAUGUCAAAAGCUUAAUGCGAGAGAAUGGUGGUUUCAAAAAGUCAAAUUUCAUACUAUCUACUGCGAAUCAACAAAAACAAGGAUUAAUAAAUGGGUACAGCGAUGGAAAUAAAACAAAAGAUGACACUCGAGACAGAAUGAAUGGUAUCUCUCCGAGAGAUCAAGGUUCAAUAAACGAUUUACACUUUGAUGAUACAUGUCACAUCGAUAAAACAAAUAAAAGAAUUGGUUGUAUGAAUAAUUACGCACAAAAUGAUGGAAAAUAUAAACCAACCGAUCAGCCAAUCCAGAAUAACCGGGACUCCACGGACGUACGAAAGUAUGAAACAGUAGAUACUCCAGAGCAUAAAAAUCCAACAAUUAGUCCAGUCAACGUGAAGAAAGAUUUAACUAAUAACUUGUCCAAAACCAAUCAAUCAACUAUAAAGAAUGAAAAUCUUAGGAGGAACACUGUUGCUUCUAAAUUUUAUUCCAGAAAUUUAGCAUAUAGAGGAGGACAAUACCAUUCACUGACAAGCUCGAUGAGCAGCAGCCAGGGUUCGGCGGAUCAAUCCAAGUCAUUCGAAUACGCAAUAAACAGUGGUACACUACGCAAAGUCCAAGCCCAGGAUUCUGGAAUCUACUGCAGCGACUAUAGAUCGAGUAUAGACUCAGUAUCAAGUUUGACAGAGAGAAACUCUGAUAGAGAAAUGUUGAAAACUAUUAGCGAAGUCGAACAUGAUUAUGACUACAGAGAUGGAAUGUUGUAUUUUCAACCACUUUCUAGUCAAUAUUACGAAAAGAGUAGAAGCUAUAUGCUAGAGAUACGCGACGAAACACCAGU